Phaedon cochleariae (mustard beetle) is the source of this 1411-nucleotide messenger RNA. NCBI's taxonomy places the organism in Eukaryota, Metazoa, Arthropoda, Insecta, Coleoptera, Chrysomelidae. The record is from the annotation of a GenBank genome assembly.
UUUGGUUUAGACAUCGUUAGAUUGUUCUGAUCAUGGGUCUUCUUGAGUUCGGAGAAAUUAGUGCUCGGAUAUUCUUCAAUAGAUAAGGAUCACACUAGGAUGGCAUUCGAAAAAUGGAAGAGCUGAACAGGAUGAACACUUUCUUGUUUCUUCUUUUUCUGGGUUCAAUCGAUGCUGAGAUAUCAUUAUGUCCCCUAGAUUUCUAUUAUGAACAAAAGACAGAGAAAGUGGAACAGGAAAAGGAAGAAAUAGCUACUGGACUCACCAUUCACGACAUUUUGCCAGUGGAUCCAAGUAAAUAUGACAAAAUGCGACCUCCAAAAAGAGACGGCAACCCCACCAUUGUUCAUUUUCAUGUAACAGUGAUGGGUUUGGAUAGUAUUGAUGAAAACUCUAUGACUUAUGCUGCUGACAUAUUUUUCGCGCAAACCUGGAAGGAUCACCGAUUGAGGCUGCCUGAGAACAUGACAGCGGAGUACAGAUUGCUGGAAGUGGAGUGGCUGAAGAACAUGUGGAGACCGGAUUCUUUCUUCAAGAACGCCAAAUCCGUCACUUUCCAAACCAUGACCAUUCCGAACCACUACAUGUGGUUGUACAAGGAUAAAACCAUACUGUAUAUGGUUAAGUUAACUCUACGUUUGUCAUGUGCCAUGAAUUUCAUGAUAUACCCUCAUGAUACUCAAGAAUGUAAGCUUCAAAUGGAAAGUUUAUCUCAUACUACGGAUGACAUGAUCUUCGAAUGGGAUCCAGAUGUGCCAUUGGUAGUUGACGAAAACAUAGAAUUACCCCAGUUAGCCCUCGUGAAGAAUAAUACGGCUGAUUGCACCCAAGUUUACUCUACUGGAAAUUUCACUUGCCUCGAAGUGGUGUUUGUAUUGAAGAGGAGGCUGGGAUAUUACUUGUUCCAUACGUAUAUUCCGACUUGUCUCAUCGUUAUUAUGUCGUGGGUAUCAUUUUGGAUAAAGCCAGAAGCAGCACCAGCUAGGGUAACACUUGGUGUCACUUCUCUGCUGACCUUAUCAACCCAGCAUGCCAAAAGUCAGGCAUCUCUUCCUCCAGUUUCCUACCUGAAAGCUGUUGAUGCUUUCAUGUCUGUAUGUACUGUAUUUGUGUUCAUGGCACUCAUGGAAUACUGUCUUGUGAACAUCGUACUCGGUGAUUCAGAUGCUCCUAAGCCUGCCCCCAAAAAGCCUAAGCCUUCUAACAACAUUUUCGAGGUGGUGUCCAAAGAUCAUUCGGUUCUUCUUAGUGCCCCCAAUCCCCCUACACCGAUCGUCAGUCCAGCUCAGAAGCAGAGAAGCAGAGCCAUCAAUAUAGAUAGAUUCUCUAGAGUAUUCUUUCCACUUUUGUUCACCGUUUUGAAUUGUACUUAUUGGAUCAUGUUUGCUGAAUAUAUCUAAAUCGUUAGUUA